GGCGCGGAGCUUCCGUCGAGUCGGGGGAGGAGGAGUGGGGCUGGGGCGCCGACAGCCCUCGUCGGGCGCCGAGCCCCGAGCUGGUCGGCGACCAGCAGCUGAUGUUGCACCAGCCCGCGCCUGCGCGCGCCCAGGGCCCGCUGGAGGCGGCAACAGGCGGUGGCGGCCCGCCUGGCCCUCCUGCAGGACCGCUGGCCAGCCUGGCGCGGGUGCUGGUGGAGAAGCGGUACCCUGAUGACAGCGUCGUCUCGCUGACGUCGGCGACCGCGAUGGCAGGCCGACUCGGGAUCGCGCCUGGGCAUUUCAGGGAGCGCGUCCACGCAGCUGCGUACUCGGCGUUUGCCGCUUCUCAGGAGCACGUGUUGUCCACCAUUGGCCGCCUUGUGGAGGCAUGCGUGGGUUCUCGUGAGCAGCACGGUGCUGUCAUCGACCCCGCGGUGUUCUUCCGAAAGCGGAAGUACGACGGCACGAGGAUGAAGCUCACGACCACCGUGUCGCAGGUUUACGAUGACGAUGUCAUCAACGAGCGCACGACGGGCAGUCGCGAGAUCUUCGUCGUGAAGGGCGAGUUCGGCUUCCUGAUGCGACGGAGGGCCGCUGGUGCAUCGAGCUUCCUGCACAUGUGCGGCACCGUGCCGACGCACCUUUCCGUUCUCGACGGUUCUUCCGCUGAGGUCGUGCACGCGGCUUUGCGCAGGCAGCUGGAUUUGCGUUGUGAUGGCGUGCUUGACCUACGGGCACCCAGGCAGGUGGACAUCGUAUGCUGCGACGCGGCAUCAGGGAACCUGCGAAACGAACGUGCGUUCGAGCAGGCGUUCCCUCGGAGGUCUCAGCUGAUCUUGCUGUGCCGCGCUCACAAGAAGAAGAAGGUCGCCGAACAGGGGCUCAUCACGAUCAGGCCUUUCGACACGAACCUUGUUCGCUGCCAGAUGUCCCUCACGGGCGACCACGUCCUCGAGUUGCGGCACCAAGCCAGGUUGCUCCAUGGAGAGCAGCUCGUGGUCAAGAGGGGUGUGCCUCCAGCAGAUGCCACUGCGCACCGCGACGCCAUAUGGGACCUCUACUUCGCGGGCUCAGCUGACCCGACCCUGGCGUACCGCAGGGAGGUGGUCACGCGCUUGUACAACGGAGACAUACGUAAGCAUGGCGUCAUUGAGCACUAUUGUAGAGGGUGCUGCUCGUCUCCUAGACACACGCUGUAUUUGAUGAGGAGGUUUGGGGUUGCUUCGCUGUUCGGAAAGAUGGACGUUCUCAACAGGGCCAAUUGGGCUAACAAGAUGCGAAGUCACCGAUCCAUCGGGCUUCCCGCAUCUGUUCAUGGCCUCUUUCAGGCAGCUUACUUGCGCACGAUGCCUGCGAAGCCAGCCCGUGCGCCAGGUGCCGCUGCUGGCGCGGGCGCUGGUGCGCCGCCCCCAGUGGGCGCCGCUGGGCUUCUUGCUGGGGGCGACGGUGCCGACCUUGAUCGGCCAGAGCCCUCGGCCGACGGCCCAGCCCCCGAGGGCGCAGCUGACGUGGAUGACGUGAACGCGUUCAAGGAGCAGCAGGACCAGCGAGUUGCUGGCAGCCGCGCCUGGGUGCUCAGCGGCACGAUGGCGGACGACCUGUUCAUCGCAUCGGUGCUGGCUCGUCGCACGGACCAGUACGCGACGAAUCAGCUGGCCACCAGCGGUUCGGGUUUCGAGAAGGCGCAGCAGCACAAGGUCUCCCUCGGAGAGCCGAGGACGUACCAAGCGUGGUUGGCGCAUGAGGAUGCCGACACCCUUGAGCUGCUCACGGGCGUGCGAACGGAGGCGACGGCGCUGAAGCUGUACCGCAUGCUGUCCAGGAUGGGCGCGGUUGCAUACCAGCUGGUCCACAGGACCAGUCGGACUUGGCCGAUGCCCCUGCUGUAUUCUUUGAAAGACCCUUCUCGUUUGCAGGACCUUCGCGGCACCAAGCCGUGCUGUCUGGACCGCUACACGCUGGAUUUCGCGAGGUUCUACGCAGGGCGCCUAGAUUCGCCAGAGGCGGCGAAUGAGCUGAAGGGCGCCUUGGCCAUGGCUGACAUGGACACCGCCGCCGUCGAGCGGGUGCAUUCGGUGAACCAGAGGGGCGCGCGCUUCAGGGUUUGGACGCAGGUCGAAACCCUAGAGGAGGUGAGCGCCCAUUUCACGGCGCAUUCGGCUGGUGAUUUCGACGCCGAUUCAGCACCUUCCCCGACAGACCUUCGGAGAGGCCCCGCCCAGAGACGGAUGCGCGAAGCGCGUAAUCCGCGGCGCGGGCACAACAGCCUGCAGCAGUGGAUGUGGCGCGCAUUCGUGCACGUGAACGGCGUGUACAUAUCUGAUGGGUCUUCUGCAGAGUUGUCCGAGAUGUAUUCUCAGCUGGAGGGGGCCGAGCUUGAGCAAUACAGGCUGUUGGCUGCCAUCGCGAGGGGUCGCCAUCUGUCUGGGGAGCGUGGCUUCGACAG
Messenger RNA from Prorocentrum cordatum, 2449 nucleotides. The record is from the annotation of a GenBank genome assembly. Lineage: Eukaryota; Dinophyceae; Prorocentrales; Prorocentraceae.